Glossina fuscipes is the source of this 948-nucleotide messenger RNA. RefSeq names its product huntington interacting protein related 1-like. Gene Ontology annotation, biological process: clathrin coat assembly; actin filament organization; endocytosis. NCBI's taxonomy places the organism in Eukaryota, Metazoa, Arthropoda, Insecta, Diptera, Glossinidae. The transcript has 3 exons. Gene Ontology annotation, cellular component: actin cortical patch; clathrin-coated vesicle. The record is from RefSeq and is a predicted model, not a curated record. Bases 88 to 948 code for a protein of 286 amino acids. Gene Ontology annotation, molecular function: clathrin-cargo adaptor activity; clathrin light chain binding; phosphatidylinositol-3,4-bisphosphate binding.
CCAAUUCACUAAGUCAGUUCGAUGGAUGUGUUCAAAUAAUUAAAAUCGAAGUUUGUUAAUAAACUAAACGAUACAUAUAAGCAAAGUAUGUGUGAUCACCGCUUAUACCGAAGACAAAUGAGAUAUCACGUUAUUAAAGUGAUUACGCCUAAAUUAAAGCCUGCUAAACAAAGCCAUGUCGACAAAAUUAUAGCCCUGUCGUAUCGUCUUAGAGAUGCUCAUGUUAUAUGGCAAACGGCUGAAAAAGCAUCGUUGAUAAACAACGCAUACACCACAUGGAAAUUUUGCGUACUACUGCAUAAAGUCUUGCGUCUGGGGCCAAAAGAAGUUAUUCGUGAUUCUUCAGAUUAUUUUUCUCUAAUUCAAUCAAGUUUGAUACGUUGGGAAAAGCAAAACAAUUUAAUCUAUUGUUGCAUUGCGGCAUAUUGGAAAGUCUUGUAUGGAAGAAUUUGGUUUUUGUGCAACUACGAGAACUUUACAAACAAAUUAGAUUGUGACCUAUCGCACAUCGAUGACUAUGGUGAAAACUGUCGUAUUUCAUUACUGUCGCAUAUAUUUGCUUAUCAAGAGCAUUUAAAUGAGCUGCUAUUCACCGUUUUGUCUGCACUGGAUGUACAAAAUCUUAAUAACUCUGGUGAUUGUCGUCAAACUUUUUUUUUAGCUCAAGCUUUGCCUAGUGCAGUAUCUGAUAGCGAUACUCUUUAUGGUUAUGCAUUCCUUCUAGUGAAAAAUUUACGCCCCCAGUUAUCCCCAGACACCUCUUCCGAUUUAUGUAGACGAUUUUGUUCGCUAUAUACAAUAGUACAAGAAAUUUUUGAUCAAAUUACUUUUAUGCAAAUGAAUUUUGGAAAUCUGUUGGAUUUACCUAAAUUUACAACCACACUAUGUUUAGAUAUGCCUAAACUAACUUUGCAAGAACCUACAGCUCCUUCAUUAAUGGAUUGCUAA